This is a messenger RNA of Alternaria alternata, 453 nucleotides long. RefSeq lists its product as hypothetical. Bases 1 to 453 code for a protein of 150 amino acids. The record is from RefSeq and is a predicted model, not a curated record. The transcript is spliced from 3 exons. Lineage: Eukaryota; Fungi; Ascomycota; Dothideomycetes; Pleosporales; Pleosporaceae.
AUGAACCUGACGUUCGGCAUCUACAAGUCCAACCACACUCUGAGCGACAAUCACUACACAGUGCGCAUAAUGGCACGACCCCCGCCAACACCGCUCGUAGAUACUAUCAAAGAGAUUCAACCUUUGAAGAAUCUGAUCAUUGACCAGGUUCGCGCGAUUCACGGCCAUUUAUACCCGACUUCACACUACACCUUUUCAGUAUUGACCAACAAGGAAGAGCUGUUGUACUCAGCCCAAGCUAUCGUCUACACAAAGCCUGAUUCAUUUGCGGAGUGGAAACUACUAGCCGUGAGCGGCCCCGUCUGCAACUCGACAUGGGAGGCGGUAGAGAGCCUCUACUGCGAGCUUCAAGAGCAGCUUGGAAAGAUGACGGAUUCCUUGUAUGAAGGUGGAACGUGGAACGGAACGGAGGCUAUUAAUGAGCCCGAUUCCGAAAACGCAGACGCAGACUGA